GCUCUGCCAUUAUCUGCAUGACAUUGUUGCCAUGCUGCUUUCUUUUUUGUUUCCAUCCCCAGCAUUUUUAGCUGUUUGUAGCCGCCAUUUGUUUUUUUUCUACCGCAGCAGCUGCAGCUUGCCCUCGCCGCCGCCGCAGCCGCUGCUGCUUCCUGCUACCCCUGCCGAUCCUGGACCGGGGCGCGGUCGCCGUGCCGCCCGAGGCGGUCUCGCGGCGGACGCCCCUGCGACUCUUGCCCGCGCGCAGGAUGGCGGAGGGAUCCGGAGGUGCUGGGCCACGCUGCCGUGGGCCUGCCGCGUCGGUGAGCUCUGCCGGGGGCGCCUCAGCGAGCUCCAGUGACGCGGCUGUGGGGGAGGGCCCAGCGAAGUGGCCGAAGCUUCCUGGGGGCAGCGGGGGACCGCGCAGCAUAGGUCGCGCCUCUGAGUGGCUCGGGGCGCUCGGGGAGCGUCCCCUGACGAUGGCGCUGCACCUGGUGGCCGUGCUCUUGCUGAUGUGGCACCUCGUUCCUGAGAACGGCUUCGUGCCGCAGGAGCCGCAGUGGGCAGCGUUCCCUGCGCUGGCGCUCGCGCACGGGAGCCUUAAGCUCCUGAGGCUGGCCUUGCGCUGCAUCGCUUUCGUGGUCCCCGCGCUGCGGCCAGCUCUGUGGCAGGGCGUCUCGCAGAGUCCGUUCGGUACGCAAGCCUGGGAGAUGGUGCUCGAGAGCGGCCUCGCGACGAUAUGGCCGACGCAGGGGCUCACGAGCGUCGCCUUCAUCUCGUUCUUCCUGGCCCGGACGUUCACGAUACCCUGGCUCUGGAUGGAGGCCGUCGUGGGACUCCGUGUCUACGACGGGCACUGCGGCGUCGUGGCCAUGGGCCAGGGCCUGUUCAUCCGCUCCUACUGGGCCGUGGGCUCCCUGAUCGGGCUCCAGUACCUCAGGGGGCUGGAGGCCGAGGGACGCGGGGAGCCACGGGCGCCUGGCGGCGGCCUCUCCCUGCACCCGAGGAUGGUGCUCGCAAGACCGUGCGGUGGAGGCCUCCUCUUCUCCUCCGCGUCCUCCUCCCCGGAGGCCAGAAUGGGUAAGGGGGCAGGUGGUGACCUGGGGCGGGGGAGGCCCCCCCCCCCCGCCCGAGGAAAGGCAAACCUGGAGGAGGUCGCGUGGAUCGGCGACGGGUGCCGCUUCCCAGCAGAGCCGAUGCGUUCCUUUGCCAAAUGAGGCGGGACUGGCUUCGUGCUCCUGGGGGUGUCUUCCCCGAUCCGCGGAUCUGGCGCCCGCGCGCCAGAUCCACGGAUACGUCAUCUGUGUGGGCGUGUGCCCGAUCUGCCGCGUCAGCUCCCGCCAGGAUGUGGAGGAUGGUCCAGUCCCCCUUCUUUCACCGACACGCGUGCACCGCCAUGCUCGCCUGGCUCCUGAUGAGCGUGCUGGAGUGCUUCAAGCUGUACCACUGGGAGGCCGGCGUGCCCGCCAGCAGUCAGGAGCUGGACGCCUUCCGCUACACGAAGGCCUUCUUCUCGCAGUAUACGAAAGCUCCACGAAACGCCCACUCGAGCAGCGGCACUUGUCCCGCGUGGUGGGCGGGAAUUGGCGCGAGGUCUUCUAUCUCGGGUCAUGUUCUUUCCUAAGUCGUCACUGCUCCUCGCGGCGACGACCGCGCUGAUCAUCACGACCGUGCGGUCUUCCAGGUCGAGGGCGGUCCCGUGGAGGUGGCUCCGCGCCGUUGCGUGCGGGUUGCUGCUGGGAAUCGGGUCGUACGUGCUGUGCCUCUCGGCGCACCAGCUGCAGUUCCUCUUCUUGUGCCUGCUGGUGAGCUGGGAAUGCCACCACCUCCAGGAGAGGUGCGAAGCUUUCCAGGACAGCUUCGAGGAGCUCUCCAGCCAGGACCGAGUCGAGCGGCACCGAGAGCUUGGCAGCAGGCUGGAGUGGACGGGCAGGAGGCUCCAGCCAGUCAUCCUGUUCUUGGUGUCGGAGCGAGCUCUCCAAAUGAGCUUCGACGUGGCCCGGUGGCGCUGCGAGUCCUCUCCUUUCACCCUGCUGCACUACGUCUUCCGGCACAUCGUGCGCACGCUAGGUGUUUUGGUGGUGAUUUGGCGCAUCGGGCGCCUCAAUGCCAGCAUGUACGACGAUCUCAUCGGCGAGGUUAAGUUCCGGCUAAUAUGCUGCCAUCAGUGCCCUGGGCUCGGAAGCGAGGAGCGGUGCUGGCGCCGCAAGGAGCUGAAAGAUUGGGCCGCGUACCUGCAGCACAGCAGCAGUGGCCGUCGCAAAUACUGCCUGCGCGUGUUCGGCUUCCAGUGCUGCCUUCAUCCACAUACGACAGCUGCCUGGGCCGUGACGCUCGCGCUGAUACCGGCUGCCCAGAAGCUCUUCGGCUUGCUGCCAGGGCUGUAGCACAGCGGUGUGCCACCAUUAUCCGCCAUCAUCUCCGCC
This is a messenger RNA of Prorocentrum cordatum, 2405 nucleotides long. NCBI's taxonomy places the organism in Eukaryota, Dinophyceae, Prorocentrales, Prorocentraceae. The record is from the annotation of a GenBank genome assembly.